Chenopodium quinoa (quinoa) is the source of this 927-nucleotide messenger RNA. RefSeq lists its product as uncharacterized. Gene Ontology annotation, molecular function: zinc ion binding. The coding region runs from base 1 to 927 and encodes 308 amino acids. The record is from RefSeq and is a predicted model, not a curated record. NCBI's taxonomy places the organism in Eukaryota, Viridiplantae, Streptophyta, Magnoliopsida, Caryophyllales, Amaranthaceae. The transcript is spliced from 2 exons.
AUGAGUUUGAUCGGUCAUGCGUGUACCAAGGCCAUACAGUAUAUUGUCCAAGUGCCCUUGCCUAUGUGGUCUUUGUUUCACGAUGCUGGUCGCAGAUAUGGGAUAUGUACUACGAACUUCUCAGAAACAUUUAACAAUGUGUUGAAGGGUGCUCGAUUUCUACCUAUCAUGUCCCUUGUUGAAUUAACAUUCCACAGAGUCAAUAAGUAUUUCACUGAUAGAAGGGAAUUAUCUCAGGCUAGAUCUGAACAGGGACUUGCAUACUCCCCCAAAGUCACAUCCAUUAUGGAGAAAAACAUUGCAAAGGCUAGAUAUCACAAAGUGGAAGCGUAUAACCGUCGACUGCAUAUAUAUCAAGUUGAAACAAAGAGGGGAGAUAGAAUUGGUAGAAAAGGAGGCCAUAGACAUACUGUUAACUUUCAGUUAAGAACGUGCACAUGCAAUAAACCACGGAUCUUCCACCUCCCAUGUUCUCAUGUUCUAGCAGUUUGUGUGAAGUAUUCGAUAUCAGAGCGGCCAUGGGUAGACCGGGUACUGCAAUCAGAGGCCUACGCAAACACAUACGCUCCCCAAUUCUGGCCUAUCCCUUGUGAGACGACAUGGAGAGAGAAUGGAGGGCCUAAACUCAUUCCCGACAACAGCAUGGUACGAGGACAAGGUCGCCCUAAGUCAAGGCGCAUACGCAAUGAAAUGGAUGAGACCAACCGUCCCGCGAGCAAAUGCGGCCUCUGUCACCAGCAGGGCGGGCAUACUGACAUGCAGGCACUACACUGUCGCGUUCCUUGGCGAUUGGGUUAUCGAUCCCCGCAUUCUGCCUUUCGUGGAGUACGCUGGCUUCAUGGGUAUACAUCGGCUGCUGUUGGGGGCUGCACUGGCUGCUGUUGGGGGCCUGCUGUUGCUGCCUUCAGCCAGCAGAUAAAACGCUGA